AUGCCAGCAACUACGGAGAUGACAAGUCUGCUUACAACAGACAUUAAAACUGAAGCAACCACGGAGAUAACAAGUCUGCUUACAACAGACAUUACAACUGAAGCAACCACGGAGGUGACAAGUCUGCUUACAACGGACAUUACAACUGAAGCAACCACGGAGGUGACAAGUCUGGGCACAACAGACAUUACAACUGAAGCAACCACAGAGGUGACAAGUCUGGGGACAACUGACAUAACCACUGAAGCAACCACAGAGGUGACAAGUCUGGGGACAACUGACAUAACCACUGAAGCAACAACAGAAGUGACAAGUCUGGGGAUAACUGCCAUAACCACUCCAGGUACAACAGAGGCGACAAGUCUGGGGACAACUGCCAUAACCACUCCAGGUACAACAGAGGUGACAAGUCUGGGGACAACAGACAUAACCAAUCCAGAAACAACAGAGAUCACAAGUCUGGGGACAACUGACAUAAGCACUCCAGGUACAACAGAGGUGACAAGUCUGGGGACAACAGACAUAACCACUGCAGCAACCACAGAGGUGACAAGUCUGGGGACAACAGACAUAACCACUGCAGCAACCACAGAGGUGACAAGUCUGGGGACAACAGACAUAACCACACGAGGAACAACAGAGGUGACAAGUCUGGGGACAACGGACAUAACCACUGAAGCAACCACAGAGGUGACAAGUCUGGGGACAACGGACAUAACCACUCCAGGUACAACAGAGGUGACAAGUCUUGGGACAACUGACAUAACUACUCAAGGUACAACAGAGGUGACAAGUCUGGGGACAACUGACAUAACCACUGAAGCAACCACAGAGGUGACAAGUCUGGGGACAACAGACAUAACCACUCUAGCAACAACAGAGGUUACAAGUCUGGGGACAACUGACAUAACCACUCCAGGAACAACAGAGGUGACAAGUCUGGGGACAACGGACAUAACCACUCCAGAAACAACAGAAGUGACAAGUCUGGGGACAACUGACAUAACCACUCGAGGUACAACAGAGGUGACAAGUCUGGGGACGACAGACAUAACCACUGCAGAAACAAUAGAAGUGACAAGUCUUGGGACAACAGACAUAACCACUCCGGGUACAACAGAGGUGACAAGUCUGGGGACAACGGACAUAACCACUCCAGAAACAACAGAAGUGACAAGUCUGGGGACAACUGACGUCACCACUCCAGUUACAACAGAGGUGACAAGUCUGGGGACAACUGACAUAACCACUCUAGAAACAACAGAGGUGACAAGUCUGGGGACAACUGACAUAACUACCCUAGCAACCACAGAGGUGACAAGUCUUGGGACAACUGACGUCACCACUCCAGGUACAACAGAGGUGACAAGUCUGGGGACAACAGACAUAACCACUGAAGCAACCACGGAGGUGACAAGUCUGCUUACAACAGACAUUACAACGGAAGCAACCACGGAGAUAACAAGUUUGGGUACAACAGACAUUACAACUGAAGCAACCACAGAGGUAACAAGUCUGGGUACAACAGAUAUUACAACUGAAGCAACCACAGAGGUGACAAGUCUGGGUACAACAGACAUUACAACUGAAGCAACCACAGAGAUGACAAGUCUGGGCACAACAGACAUUGCAACUGAAGCAACCACGGAAAUGAAAAGUCUGGGUACAACACUUAUUUCCACUCAGGCAACCACAGAGGUGACAAGUCUGGGUACAACAGACAUUACCGCUGCACCAACUACAGAUAUUAUUACUACUGUAACAACACCGGUAUCAACCAUUGAGACAACAGAAAUUAAAACUCCUGUAACAACACUGAUAUCAACCAUUGAGACAACGGACAUUACCACCCCUGUAACAACGCCGAUAUCAACCAUUGAGACAACAGAAUUUACAACCCUUGUAACAACACCGAUAUCAACCAUUGAGACAACAGAAAUUACCACCCCUGUGACAACAUCGGUUUCAACCAUUGAGACAACAGAAAUCACCACCCCUGUAACAACACCGAUAUCAACCAUUGAGACAACAGAAAUUACAACUCCUGUAACAACACCGGUAUCAACCAUUGAGACAACAGAAAUCACCACCCCUGUGACAACAUCGGUUUCAACCAUUGAGACAACAGAAGUUGCCACUCCUGUAACAACACCGAUAUCAACCAUUGAGACAACAGAAAUUACAACUCCUGUAACAACACCGACAUCAACCAUUGAAACAACAGAAAUUACAACUCCUGUAAUAACACCUAUAUCAACCAUUGAGACAACAGAAAUUACAACUCCUGUAACAACACCGACAUCAACCAUUGAAACAACAGAAAUUACAACUCCUGUAACAACACCGAUAUCAACCAUUGAGACAACAGAAAUCACCAUUCCUGUAACAACACCGGUAUCAACCAUUGAGACAACAGAAAUUACCAGUCCUGUAACAACACCGGUAUCAACCACUGAGACAACAGAAAUUACCACCCCUGUCACAACAGUGGUUCCAACCACUCUUGUAACACCUUUGGUAUCAACCAUUGAGACAACAGAAAUAACCACUCCUGUUGUAACACCAAUAUCAACCAUUGAGACAACAGAAGUUGCCACUCCUGUAACAACACCGAUAUCAACCAUUGAGACAACAGAAAUUACCAGUCCUGUUACAACAACGACAUCAAGCAUUGAGACAACAGAAAUUACCACCCCUGUGACAACACCGGCAUCAACCAUUGAGACAACAGAAAUUACAACUCCUGUAACAACACCGAUAUCAACCAUUGAGACAACAGAAAUUACCACUCCUGUUACAACAACGAUAUCAAGCAUUGAGACAACAGAAAUUACAACUCCCGUAACCACACCAGUAUCAACCAUUGAGACAACAGAAAUUACCACUCCUGUAACAACACCGGUAUCAACCAUUGAGACAACAGAAAUUACCACCCCUGUAACAACACCAACAUCAACCAAUGAGACAACAGAAAUUACACCUCCUGUAACAACACCUGUAUCCACCAUUGAGACAACAGAAAUUACCACCCCUCAAACAAGUCUGGUAUCAACCAUUGAGACAACAGAACUUCCCAAUCCUAUAACAACUAAAAUGUAUUACAACUUUAGGGACAACGCCUACAGUAACAGACAUUUCGUCUCAUCGGACAGACAUUACAACUCCUGUAACGCCAACAGCGAACCCUACAGCAACAACAGCGAACCCUACAGUAACAACAGCGAACCCUACAGCAACAACAGCGAACCCUACAGUAACAGUACAUUCGUCAACAUUGACAGAUUCUGUCCGUACAGGACCAACGAAGUUCACUACAGGGGUGACAACAACGAGAGUAACAGACACCUCGUCACCUUUAACAGAUAUGAACACAUCACCAACGUCACAGAUGCCAACAUCAGGAACUACAGGUGUUUCAUCUGCCAAGUCUACAGAAACGUCCGCGACGACAAUGUUAACAGCAAGGACACCAGACGCUUUGUCUCAUCAAACUGA
Molecule: messenger RNA, 3495 nt
Organism: Branchiostoma belcheri (Belcher's lancelet)
Lineage: Eukaryota; Metazoa; Chordata; Leptocardii; Amphioxiformes; Branchiostomatidae
Product: mucin-2-like
Exons: 3
Coding region: 1-3495 (1164 amino acids)
Source: RefSeq, a predicted model, not a curated record